AGUUGCGCGAAAACUGCCUGCCGACGAAAAUCGGAAUUUCGAAAAGUGCUACAAUGAGUAGCCGGUGCAGGGGAGAAAUUCUCCUGUGUUUGUUGUUGAUGAUAGGGGGUAGUUUGGGGCGAGAAAAGAGAGUUUUGGAAAAUGCCACUAUUCCUAGCGGUGGCAAAAGCGAUGGAAACGCAAUGUCGGCGAUUCAGCGAAGUGAGGCAAUUUAUCGAACAGUCGAUACCAAUUUGAAUUCCACUUACUACUUUACACAAAACGAAGAUGACGAUAAUGAUGACAUUGAUUUACCAAUAUUAGACGACGAGCCUUUAAAUAAUUCGAAUUUUCCUAACAGUCUAGAAGCCAUUCGAAGAGCCAUGCAAAAGAUUAACAAUACCGAAUGCAUUAAUGAUACUACUAAUGUAUUAUGGGCUAUUUCGAGAAGGGAAAAAUGGGCUCUUGAAUUAUUGGAUUCGUUUCCGAAAUUCCCUGAAAGUAUUUUAUACGGGAAUUACUACCAAUUAGGAAAUUUCGACGAGUGCGUCGGCGCCAGAUCAUACAAUAACGACAUACAGGGACAAUAUUGUUUAGCCGACAUACGAUUUAUGAGAAAACACGAAAAUAAAAUCCAAACGAAACGGUCCGUCAGAAACAUGGCCGAAGAGAAAAAUCGAGGCGUAUUCGACAACAACAUCAUCCACUGGGCCAUAUGUUUACCCUCAUCCUGCCGCUCGCAAGACUCCGAGAUUUUCAUCGACGAAAUCUUCCAAUCCUCCGUCAGACAUUACCACAUACAAUCCGUCGAUAUCGACCCGAAGCAAUGCGAUUUUAACAAGAAAUUACCCUUCACCACCAGCGAGAUUAUCUACGGAUCCGCAGUCGGUAUCUUCCUAAUGUUCACCCUGCUAGCCACGGCUACUCACGUGUGGCACUUGAAGAAGAUCAGAAAAUCCGCCAUGUACAACGUGGAUGAUUUGAGGGAGAAGCAAUCGAACAUCGUCAAGGAGACUCUUAUAUGUUUCUCCGUCAUAAAUACGACCGAGCGGUUUUUCCACACGAAACCCAACGAUCUCAAUCUGGAAGCCAUCUGCGGCGUCAAGUUCAUUUCCAUGGUGACCAUCGUUGCCGGCCAUUCGCUCAUCUUCUUCUUCGGAGGGCCCAUGGCGAAUAAGAACUUUUUCGCAGAGGCGGUGAUGAAAGCAGAAAAUGCAAUUUUUAUCAACAGCCCCAUAAUAGUAGACACAUUUCUACUCCUCAGCGGCUUUUUGAUGUGCAGACUCCUGCUGAUAGAAAUGGACAAACGCAGGGGAAGAAUCAAUUUCAUGGUUUUGUUCAUUGCCAGAUACAUCAGGCUGACUCCGGCUUAUGCUGUAGUAUUGGGCAUGCACACCACGUUGCUCUAUCGCAUGGGAUCGGGUCCCUUUUGGGAGAGCAGGAUCGGGGUAGAGAAAGAAAGAUGCGAGAAAUCGUGGUGGUUGAAUUUGCUGUACGUUAAUAAUUACAUCGGAACCGAUAAUUUGUGUAUGUUCCAAUCGUGGUACUUAGCAGUGGAUUAUCACCUAUUCAUACUGGCGCCUAUUAUAAUUUAUCCUCUGUGGAAAAGGCCUAAAUUGGGAGAAACGAUGCUGCUUUUGUGUACGAUAGCUUCAGUGGUACUGCCAUUUUGGAUUACACUUAAAGAGAAGCUCGAUCCCACGGUUAUGGCGUACCCUCCGGAAGUUGGCGAUAUUGCGACGAAUUUCUAUUUCGCUAACUAUUACAUCAAAACCCACAUGCGGAUAAGCUCGUAUUGCAUUGGAUUAUUUUACGCGUACCUCGUGCACAAGAUACAAGGAUCGAUGUACAAAUCCUUUGUUUUUAGGACAAAAAUACCUACGUACGUAAUAGUGGCGGGCUGGAUUUUCGCGAUAAUUUGCGGCAUAGGUUCAAUGUAUUCUAUAAUAAUUUUUUACAAUCCCGAGCACACUGUAAAUAUUGUAGCGAACGCUUUGUAUGCCUCAUUGCAUAGAGUUACUUGGUCUCUAGCUGUAGGUUGGGUACUUUUCGUUUGCAUUACGGAUAACGCAAGUAUUAUAAACAAAUUUCUAUCGUCCAAAUUCUUCAUACCUGCGAGUAGAUUGACUUAUUGCGCUUAUUUAGCCAAUGGUUUGGUGGAGAUUUACAGUGCUGGUGUACUCAGACAACCCACUCAAAUGAGCGUAUACGAACUGAUUUGCAAAACUAGCGGACACAUCAUCAUAACAUUCCUUCUGGCGUUCUUCCUUUGCAUAUUGUUCGAAUCGCCGAUACACGGAAUGGAGAAGAUUCUUCUUAAAAAUUUGGACAAGAGGAAAAAACAGGAGGAGGACAAGACGAGAAAUUCGGUUCUUUCGGUUGCCGAAUUAUGAAAUUACAGUUGCACAAAUGCACAUCAAAAAUGCAAUGUUAUUCUCAUUAAUUAUUUGCCAGCCCACUCCUAGAUUCUAUAUUUGGAUGAUGGUUUAUCAUUUUUGAUGAAAGUUUGUGCAACUGGAUAGUUAAAUAAUGCCUAAUGUAGCCAAGACAAGUUGAUAUCAAGACAAUUAAUUUGAUUGUAUAGAUGAAAUUGUAUUAUAUUUAUUUACUAUAUUUAAUAAUGCUAUUUGCUAAAUAAGGAUUAGUUUUUUAAUAUACCUACACAAAUUGUAAUAAAAAGUAAUAAAAAAA
Phyllotreta striolata is the source of this 2670-nucleotide messenger RNA. NCBI's taxonomy places the organism in Eukaryota, Metazoa, Arthropoda, Insecta, Coleoptera, Chrysomelidae. The record is from the annotation of a GenBank genome assembly.